Yamadazyma jaroonii is the source of this 4197-nucleotide messenger RNA. NCBI's taxonomy places the organism in Eukaryota, Fungi, Ascomycota, Pichiomycetes, Serinales, Debaryomycetaceae. The record is from the annotation of a GenBank genome assembly.
AUGGAGAUAACACCAUCAUCGAUUGCCACCCAUUAUUAUAAGAUUGGCCAUAUAAAACAUGUCCAAUACUCCAUUUAUACACACGAGAAUGAUCAAAGUCUAUUGGAACUAGAACUUACCAUCAGACACAAAUAUCCCAAUAUACUUAUCACCUAUUAUAAUAAAUGCUUGUAUCACUUCAAGUUAGACAAAGAAAAGUCUACCAUUAACAUGGACGAAUGGCUGUUGAUAUUGAAAAGUCAGGGAACUGUUUCAGUAGAUGCCAUUGCCAAUCCAAAGUCCAGUGGAUCAUCAGCUGGUACUGGAAGUGGUGGGGGAAGUACUUCAGGUAGCGUAGGAGGUAGUGCUGGAGGAAACCGUCCAAAUCCCACCAAUGGGUCAACUACCGGUACCACUCCACCAAAAGAAGAGAAUGAAACUUUUUUGAGUGUAAGUCUUUUGAAAGCCAUUAAAAAGUCAGUGAUCUAUAAAUUAUGUCUGAAUCCUAAAGUAAGGAUUUUUGGAAAUUAUAUCAUAUUGAAAAGAUUUAAUACCAACCAUGUUAUCCACCUUGACACCAUAAUACUUGCUAAUGGUGAUAUUUUAGUGUCGGCCAUUGAAAAUAAUGAUUUAAACUUAUAUGACUCAAAGAUCUUGAAGAUCAAUGAGAUAACGAAUGGUACUUACAAUGAAGAAUUGAAUUCCAAUUUCGUCAUUUAUUUGGUUCCUUCAGGAAUACGAUGUCAUUUGUUUGAUAGUUUGAAGAUACUAAACAGUUUCACCACCACCCCGCCGCAGAAUGUUGACACUAUUAAAGAGUUGGUGAGGUUUUGUACUAGAAUGGAACUAAAAUCUAAUGUUUGGGUAAAGCUUAUUCCCAAUCUACAACAUUUGAAUAAUCAAACAUCCAAAAUUGCCAAGUUCAUCCAUGAAGUCGAAAACAAAAAGUAUAUUUUGUGGCCCUGGGAUUUAUGUGUACUACAAUUUGGAAAAUUCGAGCCCGAAACUAAUCUUUCGAAUCCUGUUGAUGAUGAUUUGAUAGGAAAGUUCCUUGAUUUCAAAAUAGAGAUUAAUAACCAGAACGUGAAGUUUGAUGAAUUUGAUAAAUUCUUCGAAAAUGAAAUCAAUCCGUCUCAAGACAUGAAUCUCGAUUUUGACAUAGACUUAGAGAUCAAGGAUCCUAUAAAUAUUGAAAUUGAAGAAUUGGAUAAGCCAGAUAAUGACGAGGAUUUGUUUGGGGACGAAAGUGAUCUUGAUAUCGAUAAUGAUGAUAUUGCCAAUGUUGAACCAGAAACUCAACCUCAGUCUCCUGACAAACAACUACAGGAUGUAGAUUUGAAUGAUGUUAAUGUUAAUGUGGAUUUUGAUCAAACGAAUGACUUGUUUGAUUUCUUACCUAUGGAUCAAUCAAUAUUUGAUAUUCCAAAAGAUCAAAUGACUUACGAUGACCCAGGUGCUCCUUUACCAAUAAUUCCCACACCUCGUCAAACGAAUACCAGCAAAUCUUCUUUUUCACCCAUAGUUUUUAACCCAUUGAUCAAAUCUAAUAUUGAUACUAAAUAUGGAAAGGGAGGAAAGUUUUAUGUUGCUCGUAAGGGAAACGACACUUCUAAGUUAAGAGCGACUAGUGUCAGUGGAGCAGAAAUCAGGAAAGACUUAUCUGCAAAUAGUUCAUUGAUAGGAAGUGCUGUCAGUGAUUCAGAGAGUGAAAGUGAUGAAGAUGAAGAUGAAAUGUUAACUCCUUUGAAAUUGAACGAUUUCCCCUUCCAUUCAUCUCAUCGUCAAAUAUUACCUACUACAGAACCACCGGCUGCCAUUGAAACAGUCCCACCUAACGAUACAACCCAUUUUGAUGAAGACAAGCCCGUGCAUUCUUCAGCGUUUUCAUCACCUAAUGUUUUCAUGUCCAAUAAACUUACCAGUUUGUCGAAGUUUGAAUCACCUUUUUCUCCUGAUAGAUUGAAAUUUUCCCCUUUGGAUACAGAGGAUUUCAAAAAUAGAGCUGGAACUUCAAUACCGACCAAUAUGAACAUGAAUACCAGUAUGAACCAAAUGACACCCAUAUUUACACCUGCUUUACAUAACAAUCUUGGAGGAACGAUGUUGGGAGCUACACCUGCUCCUACACCGUUUUCAAAUAUUGGUAUUGGGUUAGGCAUGUCAUCAAAUUCUGUAGCUGGUCCUACAGCCAUUAGUAAUAGUAACAGUAACUUAGCUGUGACUUCAAGCUCCAGUGGAGCCACUACCAAUAGCGAAGAAUCUUCAAAUUGUUUACCUUUGAUUUUAAGAGGUAUAAAUGUCUCCACAAUUCCUGAAGAGUAUUUAUUGAACAAUAUUGCUGGAGCUAUCAAAUUUUUACCUUCAGCCAGUGAUUUUGAAAUGGUGGAUGAAGAUGAUGAAGAUGGAAUAUUUAAAAAGAGUGAAAUGAUUGUUAACAAUCUCGAUUUCCUUGAAGUUCUUACCACCAACUUAGUGUUUGAUUUGGGAUUGAAUGAGUUCAACUUUGUUACUUCUGUACCUCCAUCAGAACCUGCGACGGAAGUCUUUGGUGAUGAGACUAUCGAUGAUCUCAUUUCAUCAUCAUUUACUGGUUAUAGAAUCAAGCUAGAUGAAUUUUUGAGUGAUUUGACAGCCAUAGAAAUGGAUCAGUUCAGUUUUCUUGAUGAAUUAACUAACGAUGAGAUGGACCCCAAGUCCAAGCUCAAGAAAUUGGAAUCAAUCGAAUGGGAUACUUUUGAAAAUGAAGAGAAUUUCCACAAGUACAAAGAAACCAUGGAGGAAAUCAAUGAUAAUAAAGUUUUAGACGUAUCCAACAGUAUUCAAACACUUCCUGAGAAUAAGAUCAAAGCGAAGAAAUCUGGAGAGAUUGUCAAUUUGAAUGCUACGGCCUUGAAUUUUUGGAAAUUCUUGAACUUUCAACCUGACUUCACCAAAGAUUUCAAGGUUAUUUUGGUCAGUGAAGUAGAAAGUGAAUUUUUGUCAUUACUACAAUAUAAUUAUCAUGACUGUAAUUUAGGUAAAAUGGAUAUCUUGGAAGAAAUCAUCGUGAAUGGUGAUUAUAGAAAAAUGUAUAAAAAGAUAAUCAAAAAACUUGAAUCAAUAGAGCUUCCUGAAGAACCAAUUUUAUUGUUAUUUGUCAAUUUUAAUGAUAAAAUGAAUUCCAUUUUACAAAUAUCCAAAAUCUCCCAAGUUUUAAAAGGUAAUGUUUUUGUUAAGAUCUUACCAUCAUCAGCAAUAUUCCAUCAUAAGAGACUUAAAUAUUUGUCAAGUAGUUUCCUUACCACUUUGAAUCUUAACUUAUUCAACAUCUGUCCUCCGAACAAGUUGUUCACCAAUGUUGUUAAAGAUCCAUUGUCAAAAGUAGCCUUCAAGUUCUUUCCUAAACAUGAUAACGAUACUUCUUUUGAUGAUGCUUUCUUACAUUUAGCUUAUGAAAGAUCAAUAGAUAAACAAUGGCUUAGUGUGGCAUGGUCAGAUCCUACUGGAUUGGUGACUAAGACCAAGAGUUGGAAAUUGGGAGAUUUGAAAUCCGUAAGUGAUGAAGUAUUCGAUAUUUCGGUUGAACUAUUCAAAAUCUUGAAUGAUGAAAUCAUCUCCAGAACUAAUGGGUUAGGUGGAAAGAAAUUCCUCGUUUUAACCAGAUUGAAUAGCGUUAUACCAGAUGAUGAAUUAGUUCAUUGGAAAAGACUAAGUUUAAAGUAUAAAGAUAUCUCAUUAAUUGUAUUGUCAGUUAGUGGUCAAACAAGAAAUACUUUCAGUGAUUUGAAUUCACCAAUUGUCAAUGAGGUUAACCUACAGGGCAUGAAUAAUACAUCCAAUAAUGCAUCGGGUGGUACUUUCAGUCCAUUUUCUCCUUAUUCUUUCUUAUCACCUGACCCUAAAGAAGUCAAUUACAAAGAUAUGGUGAUCCAAGAUUGUAAUAUAAUAUCAUUGAUACCUCAAAGUUCCGUCCCAUCGUUCAACUGUCCUACAAGAGUGGGAAUGAAAUUGGGAUUGCUUGUGAAAAAAUUGGAUCCUGGAUAUGAAAUCUUUGAAGUAAACCUUUUGAGUUGUUCUAAUUACUGGAAUGUUAAUAAUCUUAUGAAACUUAUUUUGAACCAUUAUAAGAAGAUGAUGGUGUUGGGAGAUAUUUUAGGUGUUGGUAAUGAAAUACCAUGGCAUAUUGCAGCUGUGAAUAAGAGUUUGAGGUAUCUUGUGCACAUUGAAGUUGAAACCUAG